UUUCAAAUUAUUUUACUCAACAGGAAAAAUAAGAUACCAAAACCACGGCACUCACCACCAUGUGCCUCAAAUCUCCGCCAUUUAUCUCAGUUGCCACCACCUUUUUCUUAUUGGUCUUUUACUGAAAACUUGCUGAAAUUCUGCAAAUCGCCUUCUGUUUACUCCCUCACCUCCUUGCGUGUUUCUAAAUGAAUCGUCUUCUCUUUCUUCUUCUUUUCGCUCUCUCUAUCUUCUCGGAGGCGCAAUCGACGACGUUUAAGAUAGUGAAUAAGUGCCGCCACACAGUAUGGCCCGGAAUACUAACUGGCGCCGACAGGCCAGUGCUCAAUCCUACUGGUUUCGUUCUCAAGAGCGGCAAAUCAAGGACUCUCCAAGUACCCAGGUCCUGGUCGGGUCGGCUUUGGGGAAGGACCCACUGUUCUGGUGAUCCCGCAUCCGGGAAAUUCACUUGCGCUACAGCUGACUGUGGCUCCGGCGAGGUGGAGUGUGCCGGCGCUGGCGCCAUACCUCCCGCCACGCUUGCGGAAUUCACUCUCAACGGUGACCAAGGUCUCGACUUUUAUGAUGUCAGCCUCGUCGAUGGGUACAACGUGCCUAUGCUGAUUGUGGCCAAGGGAGGUACAAGAGGGGGAUGCAGCGCUACUGGGUGCCUGAUAGAUCUGAACGGCGCCUGUCCGAGGGAGCUCAGUGUGUUCCGUGCGAAUGGGAGCCGGACCCACGGCGUCGCGUGCAAGAGCGCGUGCGAGGCUUUUGGUGAUCCGGCCUACUGCUGCAGCGAGGCAUACAAUACGCCGGAUACUUGUCAACCCUCAGCCUACUCGCUCUACUUUAAGCACGCAUGCCCCCGCUCGUACAGCUACGCCUAUGAUGAUAAGACCAGCACGUUCACCUGUGCCUCCGCGGACUACUUUAUCAUCUUCUGCCCACUGCCAUACACCAGCCAGAAAUUACUGGGCGCACACAAGGACACUGCAGAGUUGCCCCUGGUUAACAAAACUAUGAUGUACAUUGGAAGGCACCGUACAGGCUGAUUACCUAUUACUGUUGGUGAAGAGAAAAAUGCAUUCGACGAGUCUCAAAGCUGUACUAGCUUGCAUUUACCCCCUGCAACUUGGGUUUAAUUGUUCGAACUUCAGCCUGAGGAUGACAAAUGGCCCCGGUUAUUUCUGUAUAUUAGCUUCCAGCUUUCUCUACUUCAGUUCCACUAGCUCAUUAGAUAUGCUGCCGCUCUUUUUCUUAGUUAUAGUUGUAAGUAGACACAUCGGUUUUGCAUGUGGUUGUGGAAAAUGGGAAAGCAUAUGUUAUUAAGCUGUUGGAUUCCCUCAAAAGGAAAAAGAAAAACGUAAAAAUUUCUCUAGUAUGUGCAGUUUUCAUUGGAUAAAACUAGAAAUUAGUCAUUUUGGUUGCAUUAUUGAAAGAACCUCAUAAUCCAAUUGUGCUGCCAAAAGGGAAAUUAUUCAUUUUGUCCUUAUUUGUCUCA
Messenger RNA from Olea europaea var. sylvestris, 1480 nucleotides. Its product is annotated as thaumatin-like protein 1b. Gene Ontology annotation, cellular component: extracellular region. The coding region runs from base 189 to 1031 and encodes 280 amino acids. Lineage: Eukaryota; Viridiplantae; Streptophyta; Magnoliopsida; Lamiales; Oleaceae. Gene Ontology annotation, biological process: defense response. The record is from RefSeq and is a predicted model, not a curated record. The transcript has 4 exons.